Molecule: messenger RNA, 380 nt
Organism: Mauremys reevesii (Reeves's turtle)
Lineage: Eukaryota; Metazoa; Chordata; Testudines; Geoemydidae
Product: centromere protein F-like
Exons: 4
Coding region: 18-341 (107 amino acids)
Biological process (GO): metaphase chromosome alignment; mitotic cell cycle; regulation of G2/M transition of mitotic cell cycle
Cellular component (GO): spindle pole; chromosome, centromeric region; nucleus
Molecular function (GO): microtubule binding; dynein complex binding
Source: RefSeq, a predicted model, not a curated record
GUAAACUGAAGACAUGGAUGCAAUCCUGUAAGCAGCUGGGGAAGGAAAAAGAAAUGUUGCCGAAACAAACUGCUGACCAUAAUGCUCUAUUAAAGGAGCACAAGCCAAGUGCUGAUGAGGUUGCCAUCUACCUACAUUCACUGACCCAGGACAACGAGCCAGAGUAUGAGCCAGAUGGACUCCCAGAGGUGGUCAGAAAAGGCUUUGCUGAUAUUCCUACUGGGAAAACCAACCCCUGUGUUUUGCGCAAAACAGCGCUAAACCUAAAGACCAGUGCCCGUCUUGCUGCUCAAAGCCAAAAUUUGUCACCAUAUGGCCAACGUUUACAAAAAGGUAGAUGAUACUCAGCAGUGCCAAGCAGAAACAGCUAUUGAACCCAU